This is a messenger RNA of Chelmon rostratus (copperband butterflyfish), 4139 nucleotides long. RefSeq names its product adrenomedullin 2a (gene adm2a). The record is from RefSeq and is a predicted model, not a curated record. The transcript is spliced from 3 exons. Gene Ontology annotation, cellular component: extracellular region. Gene Ontology annotation, biological process: adenylate cyclase-activating G protein-coupled receptor signaling pathway; positive regulation of heart rate; regulation of systemic arterial blood pressure. NCBI's taxonomy places the organism in Eukaryota, Metazoa, Chordata, Actinopteri, Chaetodontiformes, Chaetodontidae. Bases 306 to 821 code for a protein of 171 amino acids. Gene Ontology annotation, molecular function: hormone activity.
UGAUCUUGACCAACACGUUUGGAUUCAUUGGGGGAAGAAAAAAAAAACUUUGUCAGAGUCUGAGCUGUGAACACCCAGAAAGCUUCCAUCAGCGCUCUCCACUGCCAACUUUGGAUAUCUCAACCCAGCAUCAAUCUUUUGGGAGCAUUUUUCUUUUCCCUUUUUUUACCCCCCCUCCUUAUUAUUAUUAUUUUUUCCCUAUUCAAUCCCCCCACCGCCCAGCUCUUUGGGCUCUGAACGUCGCCCGGUCCGUGUGGUCGCCCCCUCCUUCCCAGAGAGGGUGUGAAGUGACAGUUGGCCCGGAGAUGCGGUCCCUUCUCCCGCUUACUGUGUAUUGCAUCAGCCUGGUUUCCCUCCAGCAGCUGCUGGCUCUGCCGGCGCAGGAGCGUCCCGACGGGAACAGGUUGGACCUGUUCAAUAUGCGUUCUGACCAGGGAAAGGACGAAGACUCGAUGUCAGGAAGCCAGACUCACAUUGCCGUCCGCUCCUCGGCCCCCGGCCGGUCCCCAAAAUGGCUGCCUGGUUUCCUGAGACACCGACCAGCUUCGGGAGUGAGACCGGCCUUGCGAAGCCUGCCGUGGGAGCGACCCACUGAGUCUGCACAGAUCCAGAGGAGGGUGCUGAGAUCUCGUCGCCACGCCCAUUCGGGAUCGCGAGGUGGUCACCACUACCCCCACCACGCCCAGCUGAUGAGAGUGGGUUGCGUCCUGGGAACGUGCCAAGUGCAGAACCUCAGCCACCGGCUCUAUCAGCUCAUUGGUCAGAGUGGCAGAGAAGACUCAUCCCCCAUCAACCCCAGGAGCCCCCAUAGUUAUGGAUGAGUUAGUUGAAACCUCCAAAAGCCAACAGCAAGUCUAUAUAUAUAUUCAUUUAUUUAUCUCAAUGUGUUACUGGUAGCCUUUGCAUUAGACUUGAUGUAGUCCAUUAGUUAAUGUCUCAAAAUGGCAAUUAUACCCCCUUUAAAUGACUGCUGUGCAUCUCUACUCUCAGAUUCAAGAUUUUGACUAACUGAAUCAUCUUCGAAACCCAAAUCUGAGUUCUCCCACCAUCCUGAGAACAUUUGCCUUUUGAAGAGGACGUUCAAGUUUCGUCAAAGUCUUUUUGGACCCUCCCCCCCAAAAUGCUCAAAAGAAGGCAAAAGAGGCCUCAGUUUGACAUCUUAAUCCUGUUAAUGUAAGAAUGAAGGCUUGUACUCAACACCAUUUAGUGGCCCGGUCCUGUCUGCCAGCUGACCCCCCCCAGUGGCGGUUAUCCCGCGGCUCAUUGAUCAAACACUUAAGCCCCUAAUGUGGAUUUCAACCUGCACUCAGAGCCAGAGGACUGUCAAAACCGAUGUAUUCCCAAAGACCUUGUAAAUGACCCAAUGAACCCUUUUACCUCUUUUUUUGUGCCCCCCCUUUAGUCAGCUUUGGAACUCCCAGGUCGUAUCCCAACUGCAUACAUAUUUCAGCCUGAGCACUGACAUCCCUGGAGUAUCGCUGGGAGUUCGUCACUCAGCAGGACUUUGUAUUUCAGGACCGCAGUUUACACUUGAAACCAGCCACAGCACUUGGGUUACACCCGAGUUUAAGAGCAUUCUGAGUCAGGACUUAGCCACACAACCUCCACUCUGAAAAUGAAAAAGAAGAGGGUCAGCGUCCAGAAGAAGCUGCACAGAAACUGACUUUCCAAAGGAUCAGUUUCGAUGCCGCGUUGUAGCGGCCAAGACAGUAGGUGGUGAAGUGAACCUUGGAGCCACGGAUCAGGGCUCCGUCGCACCACUGCUGGCAUUUUCCCCGCGGGAGGCCAAGUCUGAAAUAUUAGCCCUUUCACGUGAUUCAUAAGUUCCCCUUGCAAGUCAGGACUUUGGGUUGACAGCAGUUUAAUAAACCUGACCUAAUCGCUUCAGUCAUAUGUGCCACCACAGCAGGGGAGGGGGGGCCCUAAGCCUCCCACAGUCUGCACAUACAACACUAAUAAAUUAAGAGCAAUGAAGUUUGCAACAAUGCAAAAAACAACAAUUUUACUCUUUAUUUUGCAGCAUAAUUUGGAUUUUCUUAUUCUAGGCAGAAAUGUUGCUGUUGAUUUUUUUUCUUAGCCCAGGAGAUGUUUUCAGGCACAAUCUUCUGUGAUUUAAAAGCACUGAAAGCACCCCCACCCAUACUCCACCCUAUUGGAGGUCAUAAUGAGGCUCUAAAAGUUGGCAAAACCACCAGUAAUAAAUCCAAUCUUCUGAUAAAACACUAUUGCCUUGAGAUACAGUGGAUAACAUUGACGCUAAAUGAAGGUCAGCUGUUCCUUAUAUUCUUAUAUUUUCUAUAGGGAAUACUUGACAACGCAUUGUAGCAUACACACAGUUCUGUUGUCAGCAACAGGCGCCUUUGUUGUUCACAUGUAGUAUGUUAAAUGGGUCGAAGUUAGUCCUGAGAUGACGGCUAAAAGCUCUACUGUUACAUUGCGGGUUUCUAAUGAGAGACCACAGUGACCAAAAUGUUAGGUGCAAGAGUGCCCAGCUUCAAAUAUGUACGCAAAAUAGCUUAGCAGGAAAUCAAAAGUACAUGCCCCGACGUUUCCUCUCCUCUAUAUAAGUCCGUCUCUGAAACGGUGGGCGGACGACGGACCGAGAAAAACCGAGGUCAGGUUCCACUCAUCGAGCGUGCUGAACUUUCAGAGGUCUGGAACUUACACUCAAAAAAAUGCUACCAUAUCUAUAAAACCCACACUUUUGACCAGGAGCACAAUUAUAUCGCGCAUUAUUUACUUACUUCUAAACGUCUGUUCCAGGACUUUGCUACACGAAAGCCUGACCUUAACCUGCAGAGAGAGGCUGAGUGUUUCGUAGUAGUAAUCAAGGCCAGAGUGUGACCCACAUUCUGAUUUAUGUGCACAGUCAUUUAGAUUAAGAAUUCUUAUAUCACAGAAGUGUUUCAGCCUUUGCUUUUUUGCAUGUAAGUUCACAGACAUGAAAGUUUGGUUUUCCUAAGAGCAUUAGUGUAAACUCACCAAAUACCUGGCAAUACUUGACAAAUCAAAUGACUUUACAGCAUGUGAUCUACAUCAUAUAAUAAUGUAUUCUUUUUGUGUGUCUUCUGAUUUUACUUCCUGUCUUCUUCAUCAUCCUCUUCUUCCUUAUCGACAGUUUGUUUUUAGAUUUAGCCUCUCAGGCCCACCGUGGCUCUCUUUUCUCUUCUGUCUGUAAUCAUGCGGGCCUGGAGGUCACAGGGUAAUAAUCAGUGAUUCUUUAGUCUUAAAUCUAAUCUGUUCAAAGGCUUGCUGAGGUGAAACAUGCCAUUCUCCCUGCUGUAAUGUGGCUAAUCAAUGUCUCGUGACGGAUCAUUAAAAGGCUUUUCAAACGCUCUGAAACCCUGGUGGAUCUCUCUGCUUUUUAAAAAUGUGCUGUUUCGCACGCGCCAUGUGCAUGCAUGUUCUAGCUGCUGCACGCAGCCUAUCAGGACGCUUAUCUCCCGUGUUUGAUCCGCGCUUUGGACCAUUGUGCUCCCACUCUUUUUUUUCCGCGCAGUGUGUUUUUGUGACGUCAGGCGUUGCGUCACGGCGAGUUGUGCGAGCAAACCGCUAAUACCUCCCCGUAGAAACAUCCAGAGCUUUUUUUUUUGUGGCUUUCUGUUGCGAAGAGGAAUUAACGCAGAAAUAGCGUAUGAAAUGUAAACUAUUAGUUUCGGAAGACGCAGCAGAUGCAGGUAGAUCUCAGUAGGCUCGUUUUUGCUGGUUUUCCAUUCGAAAGUCACACGAUCUCGAUGUCCUUUAGGGUCACAGGAAAGCACUUUAAUGGAAACACGUGGGGCGAAAGUUUCUUGAACUUCGCUCAUGAUUAUGAACUUGUGACAGAUGAGGUUUCUCUUGUAAAUGUUGCUUUAAAUGUGUUUAAAGAUGUCAGUGCACUCCAUGUGGCGUCAGGAUGACUGAGCGUCGUGUGCACCUGUGAAUACACACACUCACAUAUAUAUAUAUAUAGUCAAACUAUUUAAAGAAAGUUAUGUAUUUAAGUUAUCUUUGUAUGUUAAUAUGUUUGUCACCAAAGACUAUUUAUCUCAUCUUUUCCACUGUUCCUUAAACAUGACCUUAUGGUAGGAAAGGAAGUCUUAACUGUAGUUUAAACGUUACUGUUUGAUAAUGUCCUUCACUCUGUAAAAUAAAGAACU